GUAUCCUUUAUCUCUCUAUUCUAAGUUUUCUUUAAAAAAAGAUGUCUUUAGCACAAUGGCGACAAUUCAACUUUUUUGAUAAACAGCAAACAACUGAUCCAAUUGAAAAAGGAAAGACACCUGCUGUAUUUCAGAAAACCGACAUUUCAGUAUUUGCAACAGGUCGAGGACAUAUUGUUUUAGCGGACUCCAAGGGCAAUGUAUAUAUCGUUGAUCGUUCUUUCAAGACACAAAUGUUUAUUGCGUAUGAUGGAGGUCGAGUAACUCAUUUAAAGCAACUGAAGCAAAAGAAUAUUCUUGUAACAGUGGGCGAGGAAGAUGUGGUAUCGGGAAUUCCUGUGGUGAAAUUUUGGGAUUUGGAUGCUUUGAAACCAACAGAAGGCAGCGAUGAUAUCAUUGUACCCACCUUACUUCGCACCGUCAAAAUCCAACACGGUGGUAAAACAUGGCCUGUUACAACCUUUGCCAUCUUGGAAAAUAUGUCGCAAGCAGCGAUCGGGUUAGCCAACGGUGUAGUCAUCUUAAUUCGCGGUGAUUUAUCCAAGGAUAAGACGACCAAGCAGAAGGUUAUUUAUGAGGGCCAGGAGCCAAUCACGGGUCUUGGAUUUCGUGAGCAGACAAAGUCUACCAUUUUAUUUAUUGUCACCACAAGUAGCAUCAUGUCUUAUAACACCACUGCAGUCAAGCCAGCCAUUACAAUUUUGGAUGAACAGGGUUGCGGCCUUGGUUGCGCUGUGAUGAAUGAUGCCCAAGAAAUGGUGGUAGGUCGAGAUGAAGCUAUUUAUCUAUACGAUCCCACAGGACGUGGUCCCUGUUUUGCUUACGAGACUCCUAAAUCCUCCUUGACAUGGUUUAAAUCCAGUUACCUUGUCAUUGUAUCCCCUCCUGUCACUACAUCUACACACCUGUCUAGUGGAGCGCGUGCAUCCCUCAGUUUCAACCCUAAACGUACAUCGACCAGCGAAUUGACAAAAAUUGCAAUUUUUGACACAGCCAACAAAUUUGUAGCGUAUGUAGGUACAUUUUUAGGCGGUAUUCGAGGCAUUUUUUGUGAAUGGAACUCAAUUUGGAUCGUGGGCAUGGAUGGAAAGUUGUAUCAUUUGGAUGAAAAGGACACACCGACAAAGUUAGAGAUUUUGUUCAAGUUAAACUUGUAUGUGUUGGCAAUCAAUUUGGCUCAUAUGCAGAAAUACGAUGAUGCCAGUAUUGCCGAGAUCUUUAAAAAGUACGGUGAUUAUUUAUACAACAAGGGGGAUUACGAUGGGUCGAUGGAGCAAUACAUUCGAACCAUUGGUCAGCUUGAACCAUCCUAUGUCAUCCGAAAGUUUUUGGAUGCCCAACGAAUUUAUAAUUUGACAAAUUACUUGCAAGAAUUACACUCCAAAGGAUUAGCUAAUGCAGACCAUACAACACUUUUAUUGAACUGUUACACUAAACUCAAAGACGUGUCUCGACUUGAUCAAUUUAUCAAGACGGAUACGGACUUGAAUUUCGACUUGGAAACAGCCAUCAGUGUAUGCCGUCAAGCAGGUUAUUUUGAACAUGCAGUCUAUUUAGCAGAGAAAUUUCAGGAACACGAUAUGUACCUUGAUAUCGUGAUUGAAGAUACCAAAAAAUACGAUACAGCUUUAGCAUACAUCAAAAAAUUGGGGCCUUAUGAAGCCGAUCGUAACCUACAGAAAUACAGCAAAACCCUAUUAACACAUUUACCUCACGAAACUACCCAUCUAUUGAUUGAAUUAUGUACUGGUACGCUUCCUUUAGCUACCGUGAAUAGUCAUACAGCUGUAUUGGGUGGUGGGCCUAAAUCACCUACACCUAGUGAUACCAAUAACAAAGCACUUUCCAACCUCCCUUUUGUCGGUGGCGGUACAGAGACAGCUUCAAUUUUCUCCUCGGAUGGAAGUAGUGGACCUACACUUCACAACACAACACCAAACUUGAGUAAGAUGGCCCAAACAAGAAACGCAUCCUCAGGUCGACUUAGCUAUCAACCCCCUUCACCUCGUAAAUUUAUGCCAGCAUUCGUGGAUCGACCCGAUUGCCUAACUACAUUUUUGGAAGCGGUGUUUGACACGUUAUGGGGUCAUCCUAGUACACCAUCCCCCACGUCUGAGACGACACUUUCACCUUCUAUCAAGACGGGUGAAACCAAGACGGGAGAAAAAACGUAUUCGAUAGGGGAACAAGAAGAACGCAAGACGAUUUGGAACACCUUAUUGGAAUUGUACCUGAUGGAUGAUAUGGAAUCCACCAAGGAGCCAACCAAUCCUCGAGAACGACAAAAACGAAAGCGAGAAUUCCGACAAAAGGCACUCAGCCUGUUACACGAUGAAACUGUACAAUACGAUACCAAUCAAGCAUUUGUCUUGUGCCAAUUGAAACAGUUUGAUGAAGGUAUUGUGUACCUGUAUGAAAAAACCGGCAUGUAUGCAGAUAUCUUGAGAUUUUGGAUGGAAAAGGGUGGAACCGAUCGUGUCAUUGAAGGCGUGCGACGUUAUGGACCCAAGGACCCUUCGUUGUACCCUAUGGUAUUAACCUACUUUUCUUCAACACCUGAAGUCAUGGCUAAAUCUACACAAGAACUACUUUCGGUGAUGAAGCAUAUUAAUGAUAAAGACUUGUUACCUCCUAUUCAAGUGGUGCAGGCCUUGAGUAGGUCCAAUGUUGCUACCAUUGGUUUGUUAAAGGGUUACAUUGGUAAAAAAAUUGAGCAUGAGCGUCAAGAAUUAAAGUUAAACGAGGAGUUGAUUGCAAAUUAUCGCGAAGAAACCGAUAAACGAAGAAAAGAGAUUGAAGAGUUACAGACUAGCGCUCGAAUCUUUCAAGUUCAGAAAUGUACAAUGUGUGAAGGGACGCUUGAUCUUCCAGCCGUCCACUUUUUAUGUCGACAUUCAUUCCAUCAAAGAUGUUUGGGCGAUAAUGAUAGAGAAUGUCCUCAGUGCGCUAUUCAACAUCGCAUGAUUAGUGAGAUUAGAAGAACACAAGAAGCGAAUGCAGAUAGCCAUGAUUUAUUCUUUGACCAAUUGGAUCAUGAAGAUGAUGGCUUUGAAGUCAUUGCAGAUUACUUUUCCAAAAAUACCAUGGCCUUUGCCAAAUUGAUCGAUUAAACUUUUUUUUUUUAAUAUUUUUAAAUAUAUUCGUUUGGAAAGAUACACCACAAAGUAGGGGGUUUCCAUAUAUGAUGUCUUUCUU
Mucor mucedo is the source of this 3195-nucleotide messenger RNA. RefSeq lists its product as uncharacterized. Bases 42 to 3110 code for a protein of 1022 amino acids. NCBI's taxonomy places the organism in Eukaryota, Fungi, Mucoromycota, Mucoromycetes, Mucorales, Mucoraceae. Gene Ontology annotation, biological process: endosome organization; organelle fusion; intracellular protein transport. Gene Ontology annotation, molecular function: protein binding; protein-macromolecule adaptor activity. The transcript is spliced from 7 exons. The record is from RefSeq and is a predicted model, not a curated record. Gene Ontology annotation, cellular component: HOPS complex; endosome.